Rhinolophus ferrumequinum (greater horseshoe bat) is the source of this 1035-nucleotide messenger RNA. RefSeq names its product olfactory receptor 1S1. NCBI's taxonomy places the organism in Eukaryota, Metazoa, Chordata, Mammalia, Chiroptera, Rhinolophidae. Gene Ontology annotation, biological process: G protein-coupled receptor signaling pathway. Gene Ontology annotation, molecular function: G protein-coupled receptor activity; olfactory receptor activity. Gene Ontology annotation, cellular component: membrane. The record is from RefSeq and is a predicted model, not a curated record.
AUGGAGACUUUGUGUUCCUUUCUUCAGAUCAGCAGAAAUAUGUGUCAAGGAAACCAAAGCACCAUCUCUGAAUUCCUCUUCCUGGGACUCUCCGACCAGGCUGAGCAGCAGAAGCUCCUCUUUGUGCUUUUCCUGGGUAUGUACCUGGCCACUGUGGUUGGGAACUGGUUCAUCAUUCUGGCCAUCAGCUUCGAUUCUUACUUUCACAUCCCAAUGUACCUCUUCCUUGCCAAUCUAUCCUUUGAUGAUAUUUCAUCCAUUUCCACCCCAAUCCCCAAAAUGCUGAUUAAUAUUCAGACCAACAGUCAAUCCAUCUCCUAUACAAGUUGUAUCACACAGAUACACUUUUCUAUUGUGUUUGCCAUCGUCGACAAUUUCCUCUUAGGAGUCAUGGCCUAUGACCAUUUUGUGGCUGUCUGCCAUCCUCUGAACUAUACCACCAUCAUGCAACCUAAGCUCUGCAUUUUGCUCACAGUCACACCGUGGGUCCUCAGUAAUAUUAUUGCCCUGACACACACUCUUCUGCUCCUUCAAUUGUGCUUCUGUGACAACAGCACUCUUUUGCACUUUUUCUGUGACUUGGACCCUCUUCUCAAACUGUCCUGCUCAGACACAAUGAGCAAUGAGCUUGUGUUAUUUAUCACAACACACGUUAUUUAUCACAACGUGGGCUCAGUAAUCAUUACCUUUCCCUUUGCCCUCAUCCUCUUCUACGUCUGCAUUGUCAGGGCUGUUCUGAGAAUCUCAUCCACAGAGGGGAAGUGGAAAACCUUUUCCACCUGUGCCUCUCACCUGACAGUUGUAUUGCUCUUCUACGGGACCAUUGUGGGGGUUUAUUUCUUCCCAUUACUCAUUCACCCUAACAACAGAUAUGAGAUUGGUGUGGUACUAUUCACUGUGAUCACACCCAUGGUGAACCCCUUCUUCUAUAGCCUGAGGAACAAGGACACGCAAGGUGCCCUGCGGAAGUUCAUCCACGGGAAAAGCUUCCUCCCUUUGAUGCCCUGGGCAUCUGAACUCCAUUUAUUUCCAUAA